Molecule: messenger RNA, 1292 nt
Organism: Aphis gossypii (cotton aphid)
Lineage: Eukaryota; Metazoa; Arthropoda; Insecta; Hemiptera; Aphididae
Product: 52 kDa repressor of the inhibitor of the protein kinase-like
Exons: 4
Coding region: 650-1054 (134 amino acids)
Molecular function (GO): sequence-specific DNA binding
Source: RefSeq, a predicted model, not a curated record
UAUAAGUGUAUAAUACAAAUUUAGACGAUACUUAUCACCCCUAAUCUAGUGACUGUGUUCCUAAUCUAAGCGACUAAGCAUAGUAAAACCAGGCCACGGACUAAGAUUAACAGGACUGGAAACGAACAAUACUGCACAAUAUAAUGAAAAGAUCCACAUCUAUUAUGGAAAGUCAACGAGCGAUUGUGGCGCCAUCUCCUAGUCAACCAGGCUCUAGACAAUUUUAAAUGUUAUCAAUAAUGAGCGACCAUUUUUCUGGAGGAAAACACUAUUAUCAAUGUUUUGUGAUAAUAUUGUUUUGAUAUUUAUUUGUUAUUAUUCUGUGUCACAGACAAUAAAAUAUGUCCCUUGAUUCAAACGGGACAGGUAGCAAUUUUCGUUAAGGGUUCACAAAAUGCGGAACCCUGCUGAUCAUAUUUUAAAAAACACGCUUUUUAAUUCCCAGCCUAAACUGUGAACCCCUAGUUUGAUUAAAAUCGUCACCUGGCUCGUCAGUAUCGAAGGAAAUUGUUGUUAAUUCUAAGGGUCAAUCUUUUGAGGUUGGACUCGUGAAAGUUUCGUGUUGUAUUGUUAUAACCAAUAAAUUUAUUCUUUGUGUAUUUCUGUUGACUGUCAGAAUUUGGUCAGUUUUUCACUUUGUCACUUUAUUAUGGUUCUGAUAUGUAUGGUUAAAAGUUGUAUAAACUCCAAAACCACUACAAGGGAAAAAAAAUGCAGCCUUUUUAGAGUGCCCAAAGAUUUGGAUCGGUCUAAAGAAUGGUUAAUGAAUUGUGGAAGAGAAGAUUUGAUUUUUAAAUCUAUUGUCAACCUUAACAAAAGUUAUAGAGUUUGUAUGAACCAUUUUAAAAAUAAUAUGUUUUCAAAUCCAGAGAAAACUCGAUUAUUGAUUAGCGCUGUGCCUACUCAGUUUGACGAACAAGUAGAUAAACCAAGUUCAAACCCAGUAUUAACACAAACUACAAAGGACUUGACUUUAAACACCCCAAGGAAAUCUAAACCUAAAGUGUUGCUGCGAGUAUUGUGGAAAAAAAAAGAAAAAAAAGAAAAUUCAUAAUAUAGUUCAUGUAAGUAAAUUAGUACCUAUAUAUUAUUGUAAUACGACUAAGAAUUAAACACUUUUGUAACAAUUUAAUACUAAGAAAAUACUUAUUUUUUUAUAAAUUAACUAUACCUUUAUAAUUAUUUGAAUAUUUUAGAAUAACUAUUGAUUAUGUAAAAAUUAUAAUAAUUAUUUUGUAUUAUUUUUUAAGUAAUUACUUUAAGCUGUAAUGUGAAAAAAAAUCAAAACCUAU